Messenger RNA from Phascolarctos cinereus (koala), 876 nucleotides. The record is from RefSeq and is a predicted model, not a curated record. Lineage: Eukaryota; Metazoa; Chordata; Mammalia; Diprotodontia; Phascolarctidae.
AUGGCCCUGGUGCUGCUCAUUGCUGUGCCCCUUCUACUGCUGCAGGCUGCACCCCCAAGUUCAGGGCACUACGAGAUGAUGGGAACUUGCCGCAUGAUAUGUGACCCCUACAGCGGGGGACCCGGGGGAGGGCCCGGGAGUCCAGGCGGCAAAUCGGUCCCAGGUCCCAGCACAGCUGCCCUGGAAGUCAUGCAGGACCUCAGCGCCAAUCCUCCUCCACCGUUCAUCCAGGGACCCAAAGGAGAGCCUGGCCGGCCGGGGAAACCAGGACCCCGAGGUCCCCAGGGAGAGCCAGGACCCCCUGGACCAAGAGGGCCCCCGGGAGAGAAAGGAGACUCAGGAAAACCCGGGAUGCCCGGGUUGCAGCUGGCGGCGGGCGGGGCAGGCGGGGGCAGCGUCGGGGCCAUUGGUAGUGGAGGAGUAGGAGGCGGCGGGGACGUCGGAGAGGUGACCGGGGCGCUGAGUGCAGCGUUCAGUGGCCCCAAGAUAGCUUUCUACGUGGGUUUGAAGAGCCCCCAUGAGGGCUAUGAAGUACUGAAAUUCGACGACGUGGUCACCAACCUGGGCAACCAUUACGACCCAACUACGGGCAAGUUCAGCUGCCAAGUGCGAGGGAUCUACUUCUUCACCUACCACAUCCUCAUGAGAGGCGGGGAUGGUACCAGCAUGUGGGCAGACCUCUGCAAGAACGGGCAGGUCCGUGCCAGCGCCAUCGCCCAAGACGCCGACCAGAACUACGACUAUGCUAGCAACAGCGUGGUGCUGCACCUGGACUCCGGGGACGAGGUCUACGUGAAGCUGGACGGGGGGAAAGCCCACGGUGGUAACAACAAUAAGUACAGCACUUUCUCUGGCUUUCUUUUAUACCCCGAUUAG